AUGGGCUCUCCGAGCGAGUCCGCGUCCGUGUCCGCGCUCGCGCUCGCCAUGCCACCCACUCCCGACGGCGGCGCGUCCGUCCACAUCACCAAGCGCGAUGCGCGCACAUGCACCCACUGUCGCAAGGGCAGAGCGAGCGCGAGUACCCUUGUCGCCGAUGCCAACGUCGAGUCAGUGCUCCCAUCCACUCGUGUCGCGCCAAGCAGUGCGGCACCGCACCUUGCGCCCCUCAUGCUCAAACCACCAUCUCCCCUCCCCCAAAGACGCCUCUCCCACCUCGAGGGACAGUACCUCGUCAUGCAGAGCCAGAUGAUCGGCAUGCAAUCCUCCCUCGACCGCAUCCUGUCGGCCAUUGAAAACCAGGCGCUCGUCCAGGGUGGUCCUGCUUACCCCCCGCCGGGCGCGCAACAACGUCGAGAUCCGCACACGUACGCGACAUAUGGAAUCAUGCCUAGCACCGCGCCAUCUUCGGAUGACGAGUCGGAAGACACACUUUCCCCCUCAACGCUCACUGCACCUAUCGAGGCUCUGCAGGAUCUCGCAAAGGCUGCUGCAAAGGCUGCUGUCGUCCCGUCUACUCAGCCUCCCUGGGUGAAGAAGCGCAAGCGCGCCGACCCAACCUCGCGCAAUGCCUUCCCCUACGUCGUCGGAAGAACGCUCGCCGUCCAGGCCGACCAGAUCUAUCUCCCGACUGCAUGA
Molecule: messenger RNA, 699 nt
Organism: Trametes versicolor FP-101664 SS1
Lineage: Eukaryota; Fungi; Basidiomycota; Agaricomycetes; Polyporales; Polyporaceae
Exons: 9
Coding region: 1-699 (232 amino acids)
Source: RefSeq, a predicted model, not a curated record